AAGAUAAUCGAUCGUUCAGCUACACAAAAGCAGGGCAUGCAAGAAUUUGCUUUUAGGAGGACACGACGAGAGGGAAAGUUACGUUAACAAGGACAACUACAAGGAGCUUUCAGGGGUAAUUGCACGUUACGAUGCUUUACUUGCUGAACAUGUGGAACUUUCAACUGUCUUUUCUGGGAGGUUGAAAACAAUUCCGAAUGAUUUGAUAGCUUCCAUCGCCUCCAGUAAAAGAUAUUGUGAAAGGCUAUACCCAUUCACUAACACAGUCCUAAGCGGGAUAGCACAAAAUGAGAUGCAGAGACGUGACUUCAACAAAAAGAAGGAAACUGUAUUGGGUGUUCUUUCAACUCUCCCCAGGGCAGUACAAACAAAGGCCCGUGUAAGGGCUAUCUAAUAAAAAAAAAAGUACUAGUGGGUACUAAAUGCAAAACCAACAGCUUGAGCUGAACCUAUAACAGGGAAUCAUGGUGCUGUGGAAUUCGCCGUAACCUCCGGCUCGUAAUCAUUCUGCCUCUCCUCUGCCCCUCAGUCAGGUCCUUAAAGAUUACGUUUCAACAUUGCCUUGUCCCAAGAAUUCUCACUUCUUAGAAAAUACGAAAUAUUUUAGGGAUUCACUCAUGCCCCUUUUCAUGAUGGCGCUAACAUUAGCCACAUGAGUGAAUGCUAGCUAGCAACCAGCGCCCGGUUUCCCGAUAGCAAUGGAACUUAGCCUUACGAGUUUUUUAACAAUGCAUCUUUGCUACAAUGGCUGAUGGAACAUGCGUUUCCCAAACCACCACGCAGAGAGAACGAUGGCUAAGUGCGUCGGUUGGAAGAUGUGGAUCGAAUAAAAAGGAGCACUGCUCUCAGAUCAGCUUUCUCCAUUCAAAUAUUUCCUUAACAUUACAAUUAUUUCACAAUACUGAAGACGGAUCAGCUCCUAGUGAAAGAACCACCUACGGCUGCAAAUUGAGGCAGCUUAUUCUAAUGCUUACCCAAUAAAAAUGCAGUAAAUCACCGAUUUGGCACAUAAUUGCAAACAUGUUCAACUAAACUUGGUCCCGUGUGGCUCAGUUGGUAGAGCAUGGCGCUUGUAACACCAGGGUUGUGGGUUCAAUUCCCACGGGGGGACCAGGAUGAAUAUGUAUGAACUUUCCAAGUUGUAAGUCGCUCUGGAUAAGAGCGUCUGCUAAAUGACUUAAAUGUAAAUGUAAACAUUAUGAAAUAUAUUGAGACAAAUGACUGACAGUAGCAUAGAAGUCAAUUGAAUAUGAUUGAAAACACCUAUAGCCUGAUCUUUAUUUUAACACAGUCAUCUCAGUUUUCAUUUGAAACAUUUUUAUAUGUAGCUUGUUUUGUAUAAAUUGCAAAGACAUUGGCAACUUCGUAUUUGUAGUCAACUUUGUUCUAAAGUUAAUGGCUGUCACAGGGUUUUCACUAGAUAGCACAAUCACAAAUUCAAAAUUGGCUACAUCGUAAAAAUGGAUUAAAACAAAUGUGCCAUUUGCUCUUACUUGAAGGUUAGGGUUAGGCAUAAGGUUAGUAGUGUGGUUAAGAUUAGGGUUAAGGUCAAGUUUAAAAUAACAUUUUAAGAAGAGAAAUUGUAGAAAUAGGCAUGGUUUAUGGCUGUGGUAACUAGUGACGACCCUGUCGCAGAUAAACGACUCAACCAUGUGAUUCCAUGUAUAGUGGAGAUCUUCUGUGUAUUAAGUGGGCAAGAAAGCAUCUAACAAAGUUAACGAUGGUUUUGGGAAACAGCUUGGAUAUUUGACUAUGCCCCUACGAAAGUUCUAACAAUGAAUUUAGCCUUAAAAUGUCUUUGGGAAACCGGGCUCAGGACAUUAAGCUAGCCCAAACCAACAACACAAACAGACUAUAAAACUACAAAUAGUGAGUCGAGUUACAGACCAUACUACACGAGUUAAGGAUCCGCCCCUUUUUUUCAAUUUUUGCCUAAAAUGACAUACCCAAAUCUAACUGCCUGUAGCUCAGACACUGAAACAAGGAUAUGCAUAUUCUUGGUACCAUUUGAAAGGAAACACUUUGAAGUUUGUGUAAAUGAAAGGAAUGUAGGAUAAUAUAGCACAAUAGUUCUGGUAAAAGAUAAUACAUAGAAAAAAACAACCGUUCUUUUGUAUUUUUUUGUUCAUACAAUCUUUGGGAUGCAAGAGAGGCCAUAAUGUAUUAUUCCAGCCCAGGUGCAACUUAGAUUUUGGCCAUUAAAUUGCAGCAGUGUAUGUGCCGCGUUUUAAACUGAUCCAAUGAACCAUUGCAUUUCUGUUCAAAAUGUUGUAUCAAGACUGCCCAAAUGUGCCAAAUUUGUUUAUUAAUAACUUUUCAUGUUCAAAAUUGUGCAGUCCUCAAACAAUAGCAUGGUAUUAUUUCACUGUAAUAGCUACUGUAAAUUGGACAGUGCAGUUAGAUUAAUAAGAAUUUAAGCUUUCUGCCAAUAUCAGAUAUGUCCUGGGAAAUGUUCUUGUUACAUACAACCUCAUGCUAAUCGCAUUAGCCUACGUUAGCUUAACCGUCCCGUGGAGGGGACACCGAUCCCAAAGAAGUUUUAAAUGUCUUAUCUGUGAUGUAAUUUUUUGCACACACAUAGCUUUCACACACAAUGACUUUGGCGGUGUCAUUUACAAAAUAGCCUCCAACACUUUACUUAGUAAAUUGGAUGUAGUCUAUCACAGUGCGAUCCGUUUUGUCACCAAAGCCCCAUAUACUACCCACCACUGCGACCUUUAUGCUCUCAUUGGCUGGCCCUCGCUUCAUAUUAUCGCCAAACCCACUGGCUCCAGGUCAUCUAUGUCUUUGCUCGGUAAAGCCCCGCCUUAUCUCAGCUCACUGGUUACCAUAGCAGCACCCACUCGUAGCACGCGCUCCAGCAGGUAUAGUUCACUGGUCACCCCCAAAGUCAAUUCCUUCUUUGGCCGCCUUUCCUUCCAGUUCUCUGCUGCAAAUGACUGGAACGAAUUGCAAAAAUCACUGAAGCUGGAGACUCAUAUCUCCCACACUAACUUUAAGCACUAGCUGUCAGAGCAGCUCACAGAUCACUGCACCUGUACAUAGCACAUCUGUAAAUAGCCCAUCAACAUUCUCCUACUGUUAUUUAUUAUUUUGCUCCUUUGCACACCAGUAUCUCUACUUGCACAUUCAUCUUCUGCACAUCUAUCACUCCAGUGUUUUAAUUGCUAAAUUGUAAUUAUUUCGCCACUACGGCCUAUUUAUUGCCUUACCUCUCUUAUCUUACCUCAUUUGCACACACUGUAUAGACCUUUUUCCUAUUGUGUUAUUGACUGUAUGUUUGUUUAUUGACUGUAUGUCUGUUUUGUGUCGCACUGCUUUGCUUUAUCUUGGCCAGGUCGCAGUUGUAAAUGAGAACUUGUUCUCAACUAGCCUACCUGAUUAAAUAAAAGUGAAAGAAAAAAAUAUGUAGCCUACUUGGACACCGUGUCCCCACAUUUCCCAGUCUUCCACACGAGCCUGAAGCCACAGAGCUCUUCUCUAUGGCUCUAUGUCCCUAUGUUGGAGCAUUGCGAACCAUAGGUCGGGAUUUAUGACCUGGUUACGUACAGCAUAUUGAACAACCCAAAGCACUUUUGUCAUUUUUUUGGGUUAUUUCUGUAUAACAAAACAUCUAUGAAGAAGUUGGGGGUUACAAUGGGGGUAAAUGGGAAAGAAUUUGUUUCCCCCAAUUUUUGGUUUAGGGGAAUUGACUCAACUUUUCAAAGGUUUCUGAUUUAAUGUUAUCCAUUCUCACAUUCUUUUAUUAUGUUGUCUGAAGCUGAAGGUUUAAUGUAUCCUUUGUUCACAGACCUUAGCCUUUUCAGGACCAUAAGGACGUUUUGGUUGGGGUCCCCACCCCACUUCGGGACCUUAGCUGUUGGGCUAGUCACUGCACAAGAUUUUUACUACCUGCCGACAAACGUUUGCACCUCUGAAAAGAGGAAUUGGCACUCAUUGGAAAUGACAAGGAGUGGAAUGUUAACUAAAGAGACUGGUACUCAGGCUACUAUAGGCCGGUACAAUAAGUAAACUAUGAAAGUUGAAUACAAGGUCAUUGUGCGAUAAUCCAAGUUUACUUUUUAAAGUUGACGGAUGGUGAUACAUACAAGAUAUGACACAAACUAAAUGUUGAGUUUGGCAGUACAAAAUGUACAGUACAAGUAUGACGGCAAGAGAAAUGAAUGAAUAUUACAAUGAAAGAAAUCAGAUUAUUUUCAGUCCAGCCAGCAUGUUGGCUAGAUAAAGAAUAUGCACUCACUAAAGGAGUGGUUACAAGUUUUAAUAUAAAAAGGAGUGAGUGCAUCACUGUACACUUCCAACUGAAUACAUGAUGGGUUUAAUCAUGGCAUUUUUUCUCUCUGCAGCUCUGCUGUUGCUGGUUCCUGGGAUCCUGACUGAAAAGGAACAUGGAUCAAACCCCAUCAAUUUGACGAUAGUCAACAGCAUCUCCAAUGCACCCAAUGAGACCUACAGUGCUGACGUUGUGUUCAGGGGGAUCCUACUCGGUGCCAUGAGGAGACUGCAGCAGACCAAUUCAGACUUCAAGUUUACCUACACAGAGGACCCCAACUAUGGUCCUUUCCUGGAGAGUGUGAAUGGUGUAGCCGGGGACAAUGCUGAGCACACUUAUUGGGAGCUCCUUGUUCAGACUGGGAAGAGCGGAUCCGUGAUCAGACCUGACGUGGGUAUUGGCUGUUACAUCCCAGAACCAAAUGACCGCAUCAUCCUGAAUUUUACAAAAUGGUGAACAUUCAGAAGCGCCUGACUGAUACUGUUUUAUUUUAAAAAGUGCUGUUGUGCAUUUUAUUACAUGUACCAUAACAGGAAAUAAGUAUGGUAGUAAUGGUCAAUCUUAAGACUGUUUAGAAUGAAAAAUAGAGUUUCACCAUGAUAUUGUUAUAUACCCAGACUACUGUAAAAUAACAUUCCAUUUGUAAUUACUGUGUAAAGGUUAAUAAAGUACAAGUAGCUAUGGAGCACCA
Molecule: messenger RNA, 4964 nt
Organism: Salvelinus fontinalis (brook trout)
Lineage: Eukaryota; Metazoa; Chordata; Actinopteri; Salmoniformes; Salmonidae
Product: transcobalamin-1-like
Exons: 4
Coding region: 4310-4729 (139 amino acids)
Biological process (GO): cobalamin transport
Molecular function (GO): cobalamin binding
Source: RefSeq, a predicted model, not a curated record